CUUGACUACCCAAACACAAUUAUCUUGGUAUAGAUGUGCGCUGUACGGAUCCGAAGAGCAUGAUGGGACUAUUUAACUUUUGGGGAAUCUCUUUGCAAAAUGGAGUAGUCGCAAGCACUAGAUGAACUUUCUCGACUGACAAAAGCCGGCGUGUUUUGGGCCAGGGUCAUUUUACCUAUGGACCAGGUCCAAAGUUGGCGUUACAUAUCCAGUGCAUUAUACGGACUAGGCAUGACUUCGAAGAAGGGAAGGCGGUACGAAGAAAUAACUAUCCAACCAACUCAGCGCCAAAUAUUGUAUGUACAUAGAAGAAACGUUGUCUCUGUAUGUUUUGCGACGGCCUGUGCGGCAGGAGUCGUGCCCCCGCCAACGUUCUUGCUUGCCCCGCCUUAUGCUUAGUAUUCUAGAUGCUGAUAGCGCCAAUAUGAUCACCUAUUGAAUGGCUGUCACAUGUUUCAUUGGUUGUCGAAAGUUAAGUUUAUUGAAGCGCCCGCAUGGCGACAACAAAAAGAGUUGCGACGAGCGCGUAGAUGGGUUGCUGCCACUACGUAUAUAA
Messenger RNA from Aspergillus pseudotamarii, 556 nucleotides. RefSeq lists its product as uncharacterized. The record is from RefSeq and is a predicted model, not a curated record. Bases 178 to 399 code for a protein of 73 amino acids. NCBI's taxonomy places the organism in Eukaryota, Fungi, Ascomycota, Eurotiomycetes, Eurotiales, Aspergillaceae. The transcript has a single exon.